Chiroxiphia lanceolata (lance-tailed manakin) is the source of this 1764-nucleotide messenger RNA. Its product is annotated as CREB-binding protein-like. NCBI's taxonomy places the organism in Eukaryota, Metazoa, Chordata, Aves, Passeriformes, Pipridae. The record is from RefSeq and is a predicted model, not a curated record. Bases 1 to 1764 code for a protein of 587 amino acids. The transcript has 3 exons.
AUGGAGAGGAACGAGAGCAGGAAGAUGGAGAUGGAUAAGCCACCGCUGCCAGCACUGCCAGGGCAGCCAAGGAAGCAACAACUGCCACCGCUGGCAGCACUGCCACUGGUUCCACCGCAGCCACAGCCGCCGCUGCCACCACUGUCCAAGCUACCACAGCUGCCAGCACUGGCACAGGUGCCUCAACUGCCACGACUGGCACCACUGCCCCAGCGGCCACCGCUGCCACCGGUGCCACGGGAGCCCCCAGUGCCAGCGCUGCCCUGCCCAGAGAGCCCCAGGGACACCGGGAGCCGGGGCACAGAGCUGGGCAGCGCGGGGGCACAGGAGGCCCCAGCCCGGCCCGCGCUCGCUGCCGGCGCCAGCUGGGAGCCUCCUCCUCUGCCGGCAGCUCCCUCGGCCGCUCCUGCCAGCCAGAGCAGCCUCCCCGGCACGGCACCGCUGCAGCACCAGCCUGGCACAGAGCUCAGCCUCGUGUCCGACACGCAGCUGCUGCAGGAGCUGCACAGGAGGGGCCUGCUCCGUGCUGCCACAGAUCUCAGCCUCGUCUCGGACACGGAGCUGCUGCAGGAGCUGCACAGGAGGCUCCUGCUCCGUGCUGGCACCACAGAGGCCCCACCGCUCCUGGGGGGCACUACAAGCCAAGGACAGUCCCAGCAGGAAGAGGACAAAGAGCUGUGCCAAGAGACAGGUGGCCUUGGCAAACAAGUGUCCCAAGGGGAAGAUGUCCAGUUGGAAGGGGACUCCAAUGUCCAAGAGCUCUCCCAACUAGAAGAGGACAUUGGGGAACCACUGUCCCCACAGGAAGAGGACAUUUUAAAACCACUGUCCCCACGGGAAGAGGACAUUUUAAAACCACUGUCCCCAGCAGAAGAAAACACUGUCCCGUGUGGCCCCACUGACUCGUCACAGCUGGAGCACCACGGGACUGGGAAGGAGCCGGACGUCGAGUCUCAGCUGCAGCUCCCACAGAGGCGGCCCAGGAGUGGCCUGUUUGGAGGAAUGAAAAGAAUAAGGAACUGGUUCCGCGAGCCAAGAGACGAGGCAGCGGAACGGGAAUACCAGAGGAGGCAGGAGUAUGUGGAGAUGUGGCUGGAAGCCCAUUUGUCCUGCAAUUACAACAUCAACGAAAAGAGGAGGCGGAGGGGUGAAGAGCUGGCGCGACAGAAAGCCGAGCAAAGGGAACGGGAGUACAGGGAGAAGUACGAGGGCAGAGACGACUGGAUUGAAGACUAUUUGCUCCGCAGUCCUUACUGUCCGCUCCCCAGAAAGCCAGAGCAGGAGAGGGACAGGCCCCAAGAGCUGGCCCAGGGGGAGCAGUCCAAGAGCCAAGGACUCGCCCAAGAGAAAGCUGACCAAGAGGAACGGCCGUGCCAAGGGCCAGGGGAGAAUGACCAGGCCAAGGAGCUUUCCCAAGGGCAAGACAACAGAGUCCAGGGGCUGUCCCAAGGGCACGAUGACAAACCCUUGGGCCUGAGCAGCGAGGACGACCCCCUGGAGGGGCCCAGCUCUCUCUGCAUCCCGAGCAAGACCCAGCGGCCUCUGUCUUCCAAGCAAUCAAAGGCAGACACUUCUCCAUCCACCAGUGAGGAGCAGACCCCAGCAGGGUCCCGCAGCUCCUCACAGGGCAGCCAAGUUCUGCAGGACACAGUCCAGCCCCUCAUCCACGACAUCCUGAGCAAGGCUGUGCUGGAGGUGGAGACUUCUUCAUCCAUCACCAAGCUCUGUGGGACACAGCUCAGAAAUUCAUCCAGCACGUUCUGA